GUAAAGAAUGGAGAGGCGGAGUUGUCUCACGGACCCUGACCGUUGUCCGUGGGCGGGCGGGUAGAAGCCAUCAGCGCGCGUCCCGUGAGAGGAACGCCCCCUUACGAUCCCGCCGAUGUCCCAUCUCAGCUCGGCCUCGCGCUCCGGUCUCCCGCCCCCGGCGCUCUCCGCGGACGCCCCUCAGCCGCUCUCGCGCUUCCCCUCACGCCGCCCCGGGCCUCUUCGCCGCCGCGGGGUUUGGGCGCCCGGCCGAUAGCUUCCAUCCGUCCCCUCGCCUGCAGCGCGGACAGCGCCCUCCGGCGCAUCCUCCCUGUCGUGGGAAACAACACCAAAUAGGGAUACCAUGGGACAAACAGUGAAUGAAGAUUCCAUGGAUGUCAAGAAGGAGAAUCAAGAGAAAACUCCUCAGUCAAGUACGUCUUCUGUACAAAGAGAUGAUUUCCACUGGGAGGAGUAUUUGAAAGAGACUGGGUCUAUAAGUGCUCCUUCAGAGUGCUUCCGUCAGUCUCAGAUUCCACCUGUGAAUGAUUUCAAAGUUGGUAUGAAAUUGGAAGCCCGUGACCCACGCAAUGCCACUUCAGUAUGUAUUGCUACAGUUAUUGGAAUUACUGGGGCCAGGUUACGGUUACGACUGGAUGGUAGUGACAACAGAAAUGAUUUUUGGAGGCUUGUCGAUUCCCCAGACAUACAACCUGUUGGGACAUGUGAAAAGGAAGGAGACUUACUUCAACCUCCACUAGGGUACCAGAUGAAUACAUCCUCCUGGCCGAUGUUCCUCUUAAAGACACUAAAUGGGUCUGAAAUGGCAUCUGCCACAUUAUUUAAGAAGGAACCACCAAAGCCCUCACUAAAUAAUUUUAAAGUGGGGAUGAAACUGGAAGCUAUUGACAAAAAGAACCCAUAUCUCAUCUGUCCUGCGACCAUUGGAGAUGUUAAAGGGGAUGAAGUUCAUAUCACAUUCGAUGGCUGGAGUGGAGCUUUUGAUUACUGGUGCAAGUAUGAUUCUCGAGAUAUUUUCCCAGUUGGGUGGUGUCGUCUGACAGGAGAUGUAUUACAACCCCCAGGAACUAGUGUUCCUAUUGUAAAGAAUAUAGCAAAAACAGAGUCUUCUCCUUCCGAAGCGAGCCAGCAUUCAAUGCAGUCUCCACAGAAAACUACUCUAAUAUUACCAACACAGCAGGUCAGGAGAUCAAGUCGAAUUAAACCACCUGGACCUACUGUAGUCCCCAAAAGGAGCAGUUCUGUUAAAAAUAUCACACCAAGGAAAAAAGGUCCAAACUCAGGAAAAAAGGAAAAACCUUUGCCUGUGAUAUGUUCUACAUCUGCAGCUUCUCUAAAAUCGCUGACCAGAGACCGUGGCAUGUUAUAUAAAGACAUCGGUUCUGGGCCAUGUAAAAUAGUGAUGUCUACAGUCUGUGUCUAUGUAAACAAACAUGGAAACUUUGGCCCUCACCUGGAUCCGAAGAGAAUCCAGCAGCUGCCUGACCACUUUGGCCCGGGCCCAGUGAAUGUGGUGCUUCGCCGGAUUGUGCAGGCCUGUGUGGAUUGUGCCCUUGAAACUAAAACUGUUUUUGGAUACCUGAAGCCAGAUAAUCGUGGAGGAGAAGUGAUAACUGCCUCCUUUGAUGGGGAAAUUCAUUCCAUCCGGCUCCCUCCAGUGAACAGUGCAUCAUUUGCUCUUCGCUUUCUUGAGAACUUCUGCCACAGUCUGCAGUGUGAUAACCUUUUGAGUAGCCAGCCUUUUAGUUCUUCCAGGAGUCAUACUCACAGCUCUGCAGAGCAUGAUAAAAAUCAGUCAGCAAAAGAAAAUGUAACAGAAAGGCAAAGCACCAAACGAUCUCCUCAGCAAACUGUACCAUAUGUUGUUCCUCUCUCUCCUAAGCUCCCCAAAACAAAGGAGUAUGCGUCUGAAGAAGAACCAUUGUUUGCUGGGGGAAGUGCCAUUCCCAAAGAGGAAAAUCUUUCAGAAGAUUCUAAGAGCUCAUCACUAAAUUCAGGAAAUUAUUUGAAUCCUGCCUAUAGAAAUCCUAUGUAUAUUCAUACUUCAGUCUCCCAGGAUUUUUCUCAAAGUGUGCCAGGCACCACAAGUUCACCACUAGUUGGGGACAUACCCCCCAAGAGCAGUCUCCAUGAAUUUAAAUUCCAAAUGCAAAGGAAAAGUGAAGCUCCAAGUUAUAUAGCUGUACCUGAUCCCAGUGUCCUGAAACAAGGCUUCUCUAAGGACCCUUCAACCUGGUCUGUGGAUGAAGUGAUACAGUUUAUGAAACAUACAGAUCCUCAGAUAUCAGGCCCCCUCGCCGACCUCUUCAGGCAACAUGAAAUUGAUGGGAAGGCUCUGUUCCUACUCAAGAGUGAUGUGAUGAUGAAGUAUAUGGGGCUGAAGCUGGGGCCAGCAUUAAAGCUGUGUUACUACAUUGAAAAACUUAAAGAAGGAAAAUACAAUUGAAAAAAAAUGUGUAAGUUUAGAUUGGACAUAAUUCUCAGGUGUACUGUUAACAUUUUAAUUUAAAAGUAUUUCUCUUAGCAGUUUUUGUUUUGUAGACAGUUCCUAUAAAAAUAUUUUAUCAGAAUUGCAGAACUGUAUUAACAGUUCAGUCAACUUUUUUUUUUUUUCCUGGAGUCACCAACCAGCUUCGGGAGGCACAGCCGCCACUCCCCCAGUCUACUUCUUUAAAAAGCAUUUAACAUGUUAGUAUUGGCAUAUUCAAAUUGGCAGUUCUUUAUGUCUUUUUAAAUUUUCAUUGUACAGUUUACAAAUAUACUUAAUGUAGUUAACAGAGAAAAACCUUUGAUUUUGGUUAACCUUUAUAUCUAGAACCAAAACAGCUAAAUCCCAAAGGGGAAAAUAUCAGGGAUUGACAACUUCUAUAAUUAAAUCCAUGAGAAUUUUUCCUCACCAGAGAAUUUAAAGGUGCACCUGUAGAUAUCAUCUUUUCUCAAAUAUUUUGUGUGAUACUCUGUGGUGUUCCGUUCAUGUUCUAUCAGUAUAUCUAGAAAGGGAAUAGCCAUAUAAAUUAUUUUCCUUUUAUUAUUUCUCUGUAUGUUGUAUUUGAUCAUAUUUAAAGGAAAAAAGCAAGCUUAUAAGCUUUCAUAAAGUGUUCUUACCAGUUUUUGAUAAAAUUUUUUAAAUUAUAGAAUUGUCAUUUUAUGCAGGAGAUAUUUAUACUACGAGGGUUGUUUGGAUGGAGUCGGAUUACAUUUUUUCAGUGAAAUACCUAUUAUUUUAAACUUGCCAUAUUUUCACUAAGCUUGGACGUUUAACCAGGCAUUCUUUUCUUACAUCUCUAUAUGAAGAUACCUGUGUCCAAAAUUUUUGAAGAUAUAUAUUGUAUGUGUUUAUUCCUCAUAUGGUACUUUACCAUAUUUAUAUAUUGUUUUAUACCUGUAGGUUUACACACAAGUAAAUCUUUUUUUUCUUGAAUUUAAUCUGGCACUUUGCACUGCCACAGAGGUAAUGAUGAACUGUGUAUAUAGUUAGAUGUUUUGAUUUCGUAAAAAAUAUACGUCCAUCGUUUGCUAUCACCAGUACCUCUCAGCUUACUCUUCAGGGGAUAUGAAACAAUCUGUAGAUUGGUUUCCAUACAGGGAAGUUCUCUGUCCUAUGCAAUGUUUCUAAUUAAUUUGCUUAGUUCUGAGCCAUUUAUUCUGCUACACUUUGAAAGAUAUAUUAGUUCUGACUUAUUGUUUGGGGCUUUAUUUUAUUUUUAUUUUUUUGAGAUGGAGUUUCACUCUUGUUGCCCAGGCUGGAGUGCGAUAGCUCGAUCUUGGCUCACUGCAACCUCGCCUCCCUGGUGCAAGCAAUUCUUCUGCCUCAGCGAUUACAGGCAUGCACCACCAUGCCCAGCUAAUUUUGUAGAGAUGGGGUUUCUCCAUGUUGGUCAGGCUGGUCUCAAACUCCCGACCUCAGGUGAUCCACCCACCUCGGCCUUGCAAAAUGCUGGGAUUACAGGCGUGAGCCACCAUGCCCAGCCAUGUUUGGGGCUUUAUUUUAUAAGUUAGAACUUUGAAGAGGAAAUGGUGCUAUAUGUUUAUUGUUACUACUUUGUGUAACUUUGAUGUAAUGUUUAUAAGCUAUGAGAAUCAGUUAUAAAAGUAUUAGCCAUUUGUUGUAAAUGCCAAUAAAAUAUUCACCAGGGGCAAGAAUGUACAUUUUCUUUUUAGAAAACCAAAUGUACUUUAGACAUGAAUGCAACUAUUUAAAGAAUAGCUUCAUUUAUGUUAUUCCUUAUAUGUCAUAAGAUUCUUACUUAAACUUGGUCUUCUUUCAAGUUGUUUGUAUGAAGAUGCUGUACCCACUUGAACAGUCCUCAGGUGUUUACAUAAAUACUAUGUUUUACAGUUUUCAUAUUUUAAAAUAUUAAUAAAGUUAAUCACAAUUCA
Messenger RNA from Symphalangus syndactylus (siamang), 4380 nucleotides. It is a transcript of the gene SCML2, whose product is annotated as Scm polycomb group protein like 2. Gene Ontology annotation, biological process: negative regulation of DNA-templated transcription. Gene Ontology annotation, cellular component: nucleus. Gene Ontology annotation, molecular function: chromatin binding; histone binding. The record is from RefSeq and is a predicted model, not a curated record. Lineage: Eukaryota; Metazoa; Chordata; Mammalia; Primates; Hylobatidae.